AUGAAUAGAUUCUUCAAGAAAGUCAACGACGAACUCGCAAAGCAAAGGGCACAGCGUAAGGAAGAUACCCCGUACUAUAUGGAUUCACAACAGAUCAAGGAUUACCAAAGCAUACUCCACGUACAAACCAGGACUUUGUUCAAUCUCAUGGCGGCGGAGAUCCGUCAAGAGCCGGAUCCUGUGGUGCAAGAGAAGAUAAGGUCCGGGAUGAAAGCUUCUAAACGCUAUCUGAAAGAUCAUCAUUUCGACGACAUGAAGGCACUUCUGUUGAAAGAAGUGGAAUCAGCUUACAAGAGGAAACAUCCUCGCUCUACUUUACACCCCCGGUUUCACGAGGAUUUCACAGCCGAUUGGGUCCGGAAGUCGGCGGAGGGCGAGACUCCGGUCAAAUGGGCGUUUGAAGUGACCACGCCGAUGAUAUACAAGUGCGGUCUAUGGGAGCCCCGAUCCCGCCAAUUUAUCCCUAUCGCGAGCAAAGACAUCCCCGGUGCUACUUGCUCUAGUUACGAAGGCUCGCUCGGAGUUCCGCUGCUCGAAAUCGAGACCUUACCCAAGGAGCCGACCGCCAGGGACGACACGCACUCAGUCUCAGAUAGAAAAUCGACCGUUGCGACGAUGAACAGCUCUGUUGGUCUCGGUUCUCGCUGUCAUUGUAUGUGCUUCUCCUUGUACUACUGCUGCCGAGCUCCUGUUGUCUACACGGCUGUUUGCGAUAGCGAACCAAAUUCUCAUGUCCGACGCAAGUCGUACGUAUUCCCCGCCUUCAAUGCUGGUGCAGCAUCGCGAUCAGCUGACGUAAUGCGAAAAUGUUGCGAGAUGUCAAGCUACCCUAACCCACGUUUACCUCGUACGUAUUGGAGCAGAGGAAAAGGAAGCAAUUGCGACAAUCAGAGAUUGGGUCAUGGGACGACGGCGCUCCUGGGAAGCAAACAAAGGAAGAUCCAAGGCCUCAACUUCUCUAAUCAACGAUUUUCAAUCAUCUGCCUAACUAUAAGAGGCGCCAUUGCGAGCAUUUUAGUUCUUUCGAAGCGUAUGACAAAGCCUACCCUCUUCCCAAUUUGUCGCAAGUUCGAUCGCAAAGUUUACCGCAGUCCCAAUCGCUGCAUUUCUGGACUGAACAUGUCUUCAUCGCUGCUCUCAAACAUCGUUGGCUCCGUCUUCACAACAUCCGGCUCGCGUGAUUUCGACAAGUUCAGAGAUAUCGCGAUUGGCUGCCUUUGGCACAUGUGUUUCAGCAUCCGGGACAAGGUCGAUACGUUCCGCGACAGGCCGUCCAAGCUGAAGUGGCUGAUGGCCAGAUCUUUCGAAGGAGAUUUCGAAGCCGAGGAGAAAGCGGUGCUGGAACAGAUCAAGAAAGUGGCCAAGAAAAAAGGUCUACAUCUGCCCGACGACUUCAGUCCUGACAUCGAUAUCAGGUGGUGGCCACGUGGACCAGUUUUUAAGGAGAACGAGCAUGAUGACUGUGAGAUUGAAAUCAUCCUCGAAUCCAACGACUCUACGUGUGGAUUCUUUCCGAACUGGAAGAAGAAUGAGGAACAUGCAAUCAAGCAAAGAUUUACACUCUUCUCGUUCGGAUUGGCUGACGCAGAUUCAGCUAAGGAUCCAUCCUUCACCGCAACUGAACCUUCAAUCGAACGGGAUACCCUCAAGAGCUUCGAGACUUACGAGUCGAGGAGAGGUACUUCUAUCGUCUGAAACUCUCGCAGACGUUCUGUAGCUGUGCAUCUGAUUCCCCCUUGUACCACAUCCAUUCUGGCAUUCUUUCUUGUGCCACCUCUGCCGAGUCCUUGUAAAGCCUUUACUGUAGAUCGAGCGUCCUGUCCGUUAUCGAAUAGAAAUCCCCAUGUUCAACGUAGAUCGUACAUCACUUUCCCAACUUCACCAUCGUUCCAACCCUUCCGUC
This is a messenger RNA of Filobasidium floriforme, 1903 nucleotides long. RefSeq lists its product as uncharacterized. The record is from RefSeq and is a predicted model, not a curated record. NCBI's taxonomy places the organism in Eukaryota, Fungi, Basidiomycota, Tremellomycetes, Filobasidiales, Filobasidiaceae. The transcript has 3 exons. The coding region runs from base 1 to 1695 and encodes 564 amino acids.